This is a messenger RNA of Acanthoscelides obtectus, 270 nucleotides long. The record is from the annotation of a GenBank genome assembly. Lineage: Eukaryota; Metazoa; Arthropoda; Insecta; Coleoptera; Chrysomelidae.
AUGUCGGGACAUGGCAACGCCGCUAAUUCGGCGGGCACUUCACCAGACAGAGGCCGAAUCAGCCACGUAAAUAGUUCCUUUACUACUCUCCACCAAUCACCGCCUUCCAUCUGUCUGGAUAAUGCGACAGUCAAGACAUACGGACCUUUGCUUAGCGCUUAUGACUUGUAUAAAACAGUGAGCUCAAUAGAGGAAAGCGAGUCUGUGAUAGUUGCUGUAAUUCAGAUUAGACACACACCUCUGAAUAUUUUUUUGGCAUUCAGCGGAUAA